UCUUGCCCAUGGCGGAGCCGCAGCCGGCCCCGCCGGAAGCGCUGGGGAGGGCGGACCCUCCCGCCUGCCGCGGAGGAAGAUCCGGGUGAGGGGCCGGCCCUGCCUCGCCCAGCGCGCCCUUUACAAACAGCGGCUGCCGCGGAGCGAGAGAGAUGGAUGACGCCGCUGGAGAUUUGAAGCAAGCGCUCCCAAACGUGUGUGACAGCGUUCAGAUCCACGUGGAAGUUGUCCAGAAGCCGAGCAGUGUGGCCAAGAAAGAAGAUAUUAGGAUGAGUGUCUUAAAGCUGUUGAACAGACACAACAUCGUGUUUGGUGAUUACAAGUGGACAGAGUUUGACGACGCUUUCCUUAACAACAACGUGCAGUCUGUGUCGAUUGUGGAUACGGAGCUGAAACUGAAGGACAGACAGCCUAUUGACCUGAGCAUGAGCAGUCUUUGUCUUCAUAUUUUUCAUCUGAAUGAAGAAGGACCGACCUCUGAAAACCUGGAGGAAGAGAAUGAGGAUAUCACUGCAGCUCACCACUGGGUGCUGCCAGCAGCUGAAUUCCAUGGCCUUUGGGAAAGUCUUAUCUAUGACACUGAAGUAAAAUCAAACUUACUCGAUUAUGUGACGACAACAUUAUUAUUUUCUGACAAAAAUGUUGACAGCAACCUGAUAUCAUGGAACAGAGUUGUUUUGCUGCAUGGCCCUCCUGGAACUGGGAAAACUUCUCUCUGUAAAGCAUUGGCUCAGAAACUGACAAUUCGACUGUCAUACAGGUAUAGAUAUGGACAGUUAAUUGAGAUAAACAGCCAUAGCCUUUUCUCUAAAUGGUUUUCUGAGAGUGGCAAGCUUGUAACCAAGAUGUUCCAGAAGAUCCAAGAGUUAGUUGAUGACAGAGAUGCUCUUGUAUUUGUACUGAUUGAUGAGGUGGAAAGCCUCACAGCAGCCCGCAGUGCCUUCAAGGCAGGCACAGAGCCUUCAGAUGCUAUUCGUGUGGUCAAUGCUGUACUGACACAAAUAGAUCAGAUUAAAAGGUAUCCCAAUGUAGUUAUCCUGACUACUUCAAAUAUUACGGAGAAAAUUGACAUGGCUUUUGUAGACAGGGCUGACAUAAAACAAUACAUUGGACCUCCAUCUAUAGCAGCAAUAUUUAGAAUAUAUCUUUCUUGCCUGGAAGAACUGAUGAAGUGUCAAAUAAUAUAUCCUCGACAGCAGCUUCUGACACUCAGAGAGCUUGAGAUGAUUGGCUUUGUAGAAAAUAAUGUGUCAAGGUUAAGCCUUGUACUAAAAGAAAUCUCAAGAAAAAGUGAAGGUCUUGGUGGUCGGGUCCUGAGAAAGCUUCCUUUCCUAGCACAUGCACUUUAUAUUCAAUCCCCCAGUGUUACAAUGUCAACUUUUCUUCAGGCCCUUUCCCUUGCAGUAGACAAACAAUUUGAAGAAAAAAAGAAUCUUGCAGACUUCGUGUGAUAGUCUACUGUUUUGUACUUGACUGUAUUGUUACAUUUUUUAUACAAGU
Cyanistes caeruleus (blue tit) is the source of this 1500-nucleotide messenger RNA. The record is from RefSeq and is a predicted model, not a curated record. Lineage: Eukaryota; Metazoa; Chordata; Aves; Passeriformes; Paridae.